Molecule: messenger RNA, 961 nt
Organism: Klebsormidium nitens
Lineage: Eukaryota; Viridiplantae; Streptophyta; Klebsormidiophyceae; Klebsormidiales; Klebsormidiaceae
Source: the annotation of a GenBank genome assembly
AGGAAACACAGGCUGAACACAGGGAGGAAAAGGAGGAGCUACAGUAGGGAGGAAAGAGAGCAAAGAGGUAGCUCUUUUGACGCCUUGUCUGAGAAUUGGCCACCAGACUUUGCCAGGAAUUCUUGGGCUACCAUUGGCUGGUGGCAAGCGCCAGCAUCGGCGGCCGCCCCACCGCUUUGUUCUUGGUCGUAAGAGGUUCCUAUAGCGCAGCUCUUCUGCAUAGAAGCAAGCGUGGAGGGCAUAGAUUGUAGGCCGGCACGACUGGAAGGUCUAGAAUACAAGUGAAAACCCAAAGCUUGCUGGAUUUGAGAACCCUCUUCAAAGAUGAGCGUCCCCGUCAACCCGAAGCCGUUUCUGAAUGAGCACACCGGGAAGCCAGUGAUCGUCAAACUGAAGUGGGGAAUGGAGUACAAAGGGUUCCUUGUGUCGGUAGACUCUUACAUGAAUCUGCAGCUAGCAAACACCGAGGAGUUCAUCGAUGGGCAAUUUACCGGCCAACUUGGGGAGGUCCUUAUCAGGUGUAAUAACGUAUUGUACCUUCGGGGCGUUCCAGAAGAUGAAGAGAUGGAUGAAGAUAAGGAGCAAGGGGAAGCGACAUAGCGAAACCGUCUAGUUGCUUAAAUCGUAGCUCUCUCUUUCCCAAGAUUAAUCCAGUAAGGGGAGGCGACAUAUUGCAACCGUCCAGCUGCGCAAAGUCGUUCCCUUUGCUUUCGUAUGGUCGAGGCGAGCUGCCAAGCUCGAACAAGAUUUCCAAAAGCCCGAAGCUAUCUUUGCAAAUGUUUGAAGGUUGCAAGGCGCCUAAUGCUAUAGUCCCCAUUUCAACGGGAUGUUGGUACCGGGCGAGAAAGUAUAGCAGCGCGCCUAGUAUUAGGAAUUGCGGGUACGCGGUGCUUUCGUUGACAGCUGCGAGUUGAUCAGUUGACAUAUUGUAUGAUCGUCGUUACUGCCCAAUCCAUUCAAU